AAACCCCAACAUUACAUCACUCAGUUUUCAAGAUAAAAUUUUAUUUAUGAUUCUCAAAUUGAGUUCUCGUAAAUCAAUAAAAAAUAUGUAUAAGGAAAUUUUUAAUUUUAGCAACUUAAAUUAUUUAAGUUACUCUGAAUGUUGAAUUAUUUCUUUUGAUUAUUGCAUUUUAUGUUUAACAUAUUUUUUCUUUAUUUUACAGCAAAAUGAAACGUAUUUUGCCACUAGUCUUAUGGAUAGUGCUGUUAUUUAAUUCGGCACUAUCACAAUUUUCAAGCCGAAAAAAUCUUUUUGGCAACAGACACGAAGUAUUUUUUCUAAAUUUAGAAGAUGGAUACUUUGGAUGUCAAGUUAAUGAGUCCGUAGAGUUCCUACAAAUUUACGAACUAUCAAGGCUUUGUGAUGGCCUUCAAGAUUGUUACAUGGGCUCAGAUGAACUGAGAAAGGAGCUCAAAUGUACAAAUGACUGUGACGGGGAAGAUGGAUCGACAUGCUCAAAUGGAGUAUGUCUAGAUCACCUCUGCCAUUGUAAUGAUGGCUUUGGAGGCUGUAACUGUCAGGUUGCAGACGAAAACGAAUGUAAAUAUAGACCAUGCGAUGUUUUCGCACAUUGCACAAAUACCUUAGGUAGCUUUACAUGUACCUGUUUUCCGGGAUAUGUUGGAGACGGACUUCAUUGCGAAGAUAUCGAUGAAUGUCAAGAUCCUUCCAUAGCUGCUCGAUGUGUUGAAAAUGCGGAAUGUUGUAAUCUGCCAGCAAAUUUCGCAUGCAAAUGUAAACCAGGAUUUGAAGGCGAUGGUGAAGAACGUUGUACUGAUAUUGAUGAAUGUGCACGACCUGGAGCAUGUGGCAUUAAUUCAGAUUGUCAUAAUCUGCCUGGAAACUAUACAUGUUCAUGUAGGGAAGGCUUUGAAGGUAAUCCAUAUGAUGGAUGUGUUGAUAUUGACGAAUGCACAUAUCCAAACGCUUGUGGACCGGGUGCUAUCUGUACAAACCUCGAGGGUGGUCAUCGCUGCGAUUGCCCAGAAGGUUUUGAUGGAGACGCCCGAUCUGAAGGUUGUGUUGAUUACAAUGAGUGCGCAAGAUCACCUUGUGGACGUAAUGCACACUGUGCAAAUGAAGUUGGAACAUUCAGAUGCUUUUGCCCUGAAGGAUUUGUAGGUGAUGCGAUGACGGAAUGUGCAGAUAUUGACGAAUGUGUCACCAAUCCUUGCUCGAAAGGAGCAAUUUGUGUAAAUACACCUGGAAGCCACAAUUGCAGCUGUCCCAUAGGAUUUAGUGCCUUAACUACUGAUGGCGAAUGCCUCGACAUUAAUGAAUGUUCUAACAAUAAUGCUUGCGCCACUAAUGCUAAAUGUAUAAAUGUUCCUGGAUCAUUCAAGUGUCUAUGUCCAAAAGGAUACACGGGACAAGGAGAUGUAUCUUGCAACAAUGUCAACGAAUGUCUCAAUAAUCCCUGUGGAGAGAAUGCGAUUUGCACCGAUACACUUGGAAGUUUUAUUUGUUCAUGUAUCCCUGAUUUUACUGGAGAUCCUUUCCGAGGUUGUGUGGACAUUGAUGAAUGCACAGCUUUGGAAAAACCAUGCGGAAAUCAUGCAGUAUGUGAAAAUACAUCGCCAGGAUACAACUGCAUUUGUCCCCAAGGAUAUCGUGCAAAACCAGAUGCUAAAAUUGCUUGCGAACAAGCUGACGUUAAUAUUUUAUGUCACAGCAAUUUUGAUUGUACAAAUAAUGCUGAGUGUAUCGAAGACAUUUCAAAAGGUUGUGUUGAUAUCAACGAAUGUGACCCAUCCCAUGGUGCCUCAGGUUUAUGUGGAAUCAAUGCUCUCUGCUCCAAUCACGAUGGUGGAUUUGAAUGUUCCUGCCCACCAGGAUUUUCCGGAGAUCCUAAAAUCCAAUGCUUUGAUAUCAAUGAAUGCACUCGUCGUGAUGCUUGCGGCGAGAAUGCUAUUUGUCAAAACUCACAAGGAUCAUUUACUUGUGUCUGCCCAGAAGGAACUAUCGCUGAUCCAGAUCCUUCAGUAAGAUGCAUCGCAGUUGUCACAUGUCAAAGUAAUGAUGACUGUCCCGGAAAUGCUAUCUGCGAUCUUUAUAAACGCUGCUUAUGCCCCGAACCUAAUGUAGGAAAUGACUGUCGUCAUCCAUGUGAACUUUUGAACUGUGGUCCAAACUCUGAAUGUCGAUUGGACAAGGGAUUAGCUAAAUGCUUCUGUACGAGUGGAUUUACCGAUUUAACAGGUACUUGUGUCGAUAUUAACGAAUGUCUUAACCAACCAUGUGGACCUGGAGCAAUCUGUAACAAUAUGCCAGGAAGAUUCACAUGCCAGUGCCCUAGUGGCAGUUCUGGCGAUGCUUAUACUAAAGGAUGUAACGAAAUUAAAAAACUAGUGCAUUGUAACGAUAAAAACCCCUGUCCACUCGGUGAAAAAUGUGUAACAAAUGCCGGAGGUUCUAACGUUUGUGUGUGUGGUCAAGGCUACACACGCGAUUCCGUUUCACAGAACUGUCGUGAUAUUGAUGAGUGUAAUGAAAAUGACAAGCCAGCUUGCGGUGUCAAUGCAAUUUGUAAAAAUCUUCCGGGAAGCUACGAAUGUGCUUGCCCUGUCGGGUUUAAUGGCAAUCCAUUCCAUUUUUGUGAUGAAUGUAAUAGUCCCGAAUGUCAAUGUCAAGCUCCUUAUCAGUUAGUUGGCGGUAAUUGCAUAUUGGCCGGAUGUUUGAACGGAAAUAAAUGUCCCAAUGGAGCAGAAUGUAUUUCAAUUACUGGCGGCGUAAGCUAUUGUGCUUGUCCAAAAGGUUUUCGCACUCAAGCCGACGGUUCUUGUGUUGAUAUUGAUGAAUGUUCUGAAAAUCCCCGCGCUUGCGGAUAUGAUGCGAUUUGUACUAACACUGAAGGUAGUCAUAAAUGUGAAUGUCCAGCUGGUUACAAUGGUGAUCCAUUUUAUGGAUUAUGUUCGCCAGCUCAACGUCGUUGUGCAUCUGACAAAGAAUGUGGAUCUAACGAAAAGUGUGUUCAACCUGGCGAAUGCGUUUGCCCACCUCCUUUCUUUGUCGAUGCUGGUAAUCUCUGUAGGAAUCCUUGUGAAAGAUUUCCCUGUGGUAUUAAUGCAAAAUGUAGUCCAACAGAUCCACCGCAAUGUAUGUGUGAAGCAGGAUUCAAAGGUGAUCCUUUACAAGGAUGCAUCAGCACUGAUGAGUGUGCUAAUGCUCCCUGUGCAUACGGAGCGCAAUGCGUUAAUCAGAAAGGUGGAUACAAAUGUAUCUGUCCAAACGGAAUGUCAGGAGACCCAUACAAAAGCGGCUGUGUUUAUGUCGAUCCAGUUCUUGGAAAAUCAGAAUGUACAACAAAUGCUGACUGUGCUUCAAAUCUUCAUUGUCGUGAUCAAACCUGUGUAAGCCCUUGCUCUGAUCUUCUUUGUGGAUCAAACGCUUUUUGUGAACCUGAAAAUCAUGCUGGUUGGUGUCGCUGUCGCGUUGGGUUUUCUGAAAGUCCAAAUGGAGAUUGUGUUUCCCAAUGCGAAGGAUUCUUAUGUGGACAAGGGGCUAUGUGCAUCGUGACAUCUGAUGGCCCAACCUGCAAAUGUCCAACUGGCCAACUCGGAAAUCCUUUCCCUGGAGGCUCAUGUUUAACAGAUCAAUGUUCUUCUCAGCGUCCUUGUCAAUCACCUCAAGUUUGCAUCAAUGGUCGAUGUAAACACAAAUGUGAUGGAGUCGUUUGUGGAGUUGGUGCAGCUUGCGAUAUUAGUACAGGUCGUUGUGUUUGUGAACCGUUCUUCAUAGGAAAUCCAGAUUAUAUCUGCAUGCCACCUGUUUCAAAACCAAAUUGUAAUCCAAAAUGUGGAGCUAAUGCUCAUUGUGAAUAUGGAAUAAUGGGAAGUUUAUGUGUUUGUGAUCUUGGAAGUUAUGGAAAUCCCUACGAAGGUUGUGGUCAAAAGCAACGUACUAAAUGUACCAAAACAACUUGUGGAAAUAAUGCUGAAUGUCGUGAGGGCGCUACCAGCAUUGAAUGUUUGUGUCACUCAGGAUUUAAUGGUAAUCCUUAUGUUGGUUGUGUUGAUAUCGACGAAUGCUCGACUCAAAUUUGUGGAGAAAAUGCAGUUUGCAUAAAUACUCCUGGAAGUUACGACUGCAGGUGUAAACAAAAAUACGCUGGAAAUCCAUUUGAAAUGUGUUCCAUAAUGGAAAAAGGUCUUUGCGAUGAUCCAAGUAAUUGUAAAUGUAGCAAAGAAGUAGUCUGUCCAUCUGGAUUUAAUUGUGAAAGAGGAAAGUGCAAAGACUUGUGUGAAAAAGUAAAAUGUGGACCAAAAGCCGCUUGUAUCUCUGGUGAGUGUGUUUGCCCAUCAGGAUACAGAGGAAAUGCCAAUGACUUAACAAACGGAUGCUCUGUGAUUGGACAAUGCGGAACUGACUUGGAUUGUCAAAACUCAGAAAUAUGUUUGAAAAACGGAAGAGGGCUUAGAAAAUGUGUUGAUGGUUGUGGUAAGAUUCAAUGCGGACCCAACUCUCUUUGUGUGACAAAUGAACAUCGAUCGACAUGUAUUUGUAUGGAAGGAUUUAAGGGAAAUCCAAUUGACUUAAAUAGAGGUUGUUAUCAAGAACAAAAAAUUAUUUUACCUGAAGGAUGCAACGCUGUUGCAUGUGGUAAAAAUGAAAUUUGUAAAGUAGAGAGCCAAGGUCCAGUUUGUCAUUGUCAAGAUGGUUACUCGUGGAAUCCAGUGUCUUCUUAUUGUGAGAAACCUUCAGUUCCAGAAUGUUCCAAUAAUGACGAAUGUCAUCAAGUUGAUGCCUGUCGUCAAGACGUUCUUGGAGUAUUGAAAUGUUUACCAGUUUGUGCAGAAUUUAAUUGUCCACCAUAUUCAUCAUGCGUAGCAAAUAAUCACGAGGGAAAUUGUCAAUGUCUUCCAGGUUAUACCGGAAAUCCUAACGAUCGAAAUGGCUGGCGAAUUGAAAGACGCAAUGAGUGUUCGAUAAAUGCAGAAUGUCCAGAAUCGGAAAUGUGUGUCAAACAUCAAGGAAUAUUUAAAUGUGUCCCAGCUUGUGAAAGCAUACGAUGUGGCCCACUUGCUAUAUGUGUCACUAAUAAUCAUAUAGCUCAGUGCAAAUGUCCACCAGGUUCUUAUGCAGGUGAUCCAAAUGAUCAAGAAAAAGGUUGCCAACAAGUUCCUUGUGUUUACAAUACUGAUUGCCCAUCAUCACAAUAUUGUAAUCGUUUAGAACACAAAUGUUACGAUGCCUGUAGCACUGACACAUGUGGUGAAAAUGCAGUUUGUAUCGCUGAAAAUCAUAAAACAAAUUGUCAAUGUCCAGUGGGAUUCAAACCAAAUCCAAUUGCUGACGUUGAAUGCGCACCAAUUGAAACUUGUAAUGCUAAUGUUUGCCAUCCUUCAGCUAUUUGUGAAGCAACAAAUAGUGGUCCUGUUUGUAAAUGUCCACCAAAUUACAUCGGUGAUCCCUACAGAGCAGGUUGUCGAAUGCAAGUUGAAGGCGAUUGUCCUCGAGGAAACAAAGAUUGUCCGACAGAUUCUGUUUGUAAAAAUGGAAAAUGUGUCAAUCCUUGUGAAAAUAAUUGUGGGGCAAAUGCAUUAUGUAAAAUUAUUAAUAGAAAACCUGUAUGUUCAUGCCCUGAACGAUUUGCACCCCUAACUGGAAACGCAAAAGACGGUUGUGUACGAGAGCUUUCAGGAUGUACUUCUGAUAUUGAAUGUGAUGGUGGCAUCUGUAAAAAUAAUCAAUGCAGUUUUGUUUGCCGAAAAUCUUCAGAUUGUUCAACUGGUGAAAAAUGUAUUGGUAACGCUUGUGUUUUACCAUGCUCCAGUCAUGCUCAAUGUAGAAAAGAUCAAGCAUGUAUCGAUGGUGCAUGUGUUUUAGGCUGUCGAAGCAACAAAGACUGUUCAAACAACGAAGCGUGUGUUGGUUCAAAAUGUCAAAAUCCUUGCGAAAACCUUGCUGUUUGCGGACCAAAUGCAAAGUGUGAGAAUAAAAAUCAUAAAAUAUCAUGCACAUGUCCACCAGGAUUCGAAGCAAAUCCAACACCUGAUCAGGGUUGCGUACGAGUACCAACAGUAUGCACAACUACUCAAGAUUGUCCAAAAAGUCAUAUGUGUAUUGCCGGAAAAUGUAAUUUACCUUGUGACGACGUUAGCUCAUGUGCCAUUGGAGAAAGAUGUUUCAAUAAUGUGUGUUCAAAAGUAUGCUACACAAGUAACAAUUGCCUACCAGGAGAAAUAUGUAAUGACGGUGGAAUUUGCGUUGCUGGUUGUUCAUCUGACGUUGAUUGUCCUCAUACUCAAAUAUGUUUGCAGUCAAAAUGUAAAUGUGGAAAAGGUUUUAUUGGAACACCUUACGGUUGCACUGACAUUGACGAAUGCAGUGAGAAAUUAUGUCAUCCGUCAGCAAUUUGUGAAAAUAUUCCUGGAUCUUACAAAUGUGUUUGUCCUGAAAAUACAGUAGGUGAUCCAUAUGGUGAAACUGGCUGUCAGAAACCUAAUGAAUGCUAUAAGAAUGCUGAUUGCGCCGACAAUUUAUCUUGUGCUGAUGGUAAAUGUAUUGAUCCAUGCUCAAUUAAAUCUUGUGGAAGCAAUGCAAUGUGUCAAGUUAAUGACCAUGUGGCUGAAUGCCACUGUCCAUCAGGACAUCUCGGUAAUCCAGAAGACUUAUCUGUGGGAUGCUUCCGUGUUGAAUGUUUAAAUGAUGAUGAGUGCCCAUUAGGAAAGGCAUGCGAAUUAGAACGAAAUAAAUGUUCAAAUCCUUGUGAUUUCAUUUCGUGUGGCAAAGGAUCUUGCGAAGUUUUCAAUCAUGAAGCAAUUUGUUCAUGCUUCGAAGGCUACACAAUGAUUAACAAUAAGUGCCAAGACAUUGACGAAUGCCGAUUCAAACCAUGCCAUGAAACUGCUGUCUGUAAAAAUACUGAAGGCAAUUUCAUUUGUUCGUGUCCCGAUGGUUUAGUUGGUGACCCUGUACAAAGUGGAUGUCGCAAACCUGGUGAAUGUUUCACAGAUAACGAUUGUCCUGAUUCUGCCGUCUGUGAAAAAUCAAAAUGCAAGAACCCUUGCGAAUCAUCGAAAGCUUGUGGUGUUAAUGCAAGUUGUCGUACUGUUGCUCAUACUGUAUCAUGCAGUUGUCCUCCUAAGACUAAAGGUGACCCCAAGAUAUCCUGUGAUGUGAUAGAAUGUUCUGACAACAACGAAUGUGAUGCUAGAAAAGCAUGCGAUAAAUCAAAAUGUGUUGACCCAUGUUCACUUCCAAAUUCUUGUGGCCAAAACGCAAUUUGUUCACCUGAGAAUCACGUUGGUGUCUGUUCAUGUCAACCUGGAAAUACUGGAAAUCCAUUGCUUGGAUGUGUCCCAUUGCAGUAUUGCAGUGCUGAUAAUCAAUGCCCCACAGGAACAAAAUGUAAUAACGGAAUAUGCUGCACUAUCUGCUCUACUUCAAGAGAUUGCUUGGGCGAUCAAAUGUGUAUUCAGAAAGUCUGUCAACCAACAUGUCAAAGCAAUUCAACAUGCCCUGAUUUCCAAUACUGCCAAAAUAAUAUUUGUGUUCAAGAACCAAAAUGUGUCAAAGACGACGAUUGUGAAGAAGGAGAACAUUGCGCAGUUGACUCCAAUGGACGAUCCGAGUGUAAGAACGUUUGUUCUGGAAGAUAUCUUUGCGGUCGUAAUUCCGAUUGUGUUGCCCGCAAUCACAACGCUGAAUGUGAAUGCAAACAAGGAUUUUAUUCAGAUGGACAAAUUUGUCGAAAAAUCGAAUGUCAAACGGACGACAAUUGUAGCAAUGAUAAACGAUGUGAGAAUCAUAUGUGCAAGUUCGUAUGUUUAAUCGGAGAACCUUGCGGUGAAAACGCUUUAUGUACAUCUGAGAACCAUAAACAAAUUUGUCAAUGUCAACCUGGUUAUAAUGGAGAUCCUUAUACGAAAUGCGGUCCAGUUGAUUUCUGUGAAAGUUCACCAUGUGGAUCAGGAGCUACAUGUAGAAAUAACAGAGGUUCUUUCAAAUGUUCAUGUAAACCAGGUCAUGUUGGCGAUCCAUACACAGUUGGAUGUAUGAAAGAAGUCGAAUGUCAAAUUAACGACGACUGUCCUAAAGGCGCAAAAUGUGUGCAAGAAAAUGGAGUUCCAAAAUGUAAAGACGUCUGUGAAAACUUACAAUGCGGACCUAAUGCUGAAUGUUCAGCUGAAAAUCAUGUUGCUUUCUGCGUUUGCCGACCUGGCUACGAUGGAAAUCCAAAAGAUCGUGUGAAUGGUUGCAAGCCAAAACCCUCUCCAUGCCAAACAAAUUCAGAGUGUCCAGCAGAUUCAUAUUGCAAUGGAUUAGUUUGUAAACCAGCAUGCACUUUGAGCAGUGAAUGUCAAUUAAACGAAGCCUGUGUGGGCGGUCAAUGUAUGAAUCCUUGUGAACUUCCACAAUCUUGCGGUGUAAAUGCUGAAUGUUUAACUCGUGCCCAUAUCAAGGAAUGUUCAUGCCCAGCAGGUUUCACUGGAAGCUCAGAUGUCGAAUGUGUACGAAUACCCAUUGCAUGUUCAACAAGUUCUGACUGUUCUCGUGGAAUGUCAUGUAUCGAUUCAGUAUGUCUGCCAGGCUGCACAAGUGACCAAGUUUGUGCCCUAAAUGAAAAAUGUAUAAACAAGACAUGCAUGCUAACAUGCCGCGUUGAUAAUGACUGCUUUUUAGGUCAUAUAUGCUUGCAUAAUAAAUGCGUUUUCGGAUGUCAUCACGAUGAAGACUGCAGUGGAAGUGAGUCAUGUAUCAAUAAUAAAUGCAAAAAUCCAUGCGAAGAAAACCCAUGCGGUCCAUAUGCAUUAUGCACGGUUACGAAUCAAAGAGCUAGUUGUUCAUGUACUCGUGGAAUGGUUCCAAGUCCAACUGCAAAAAUUGGAUGUGUCAGAUCACCCGCUUUACCUUGUGCUGAAAAUAGAGAUUGCAUCGAAGGCCAUUCAUGCUUCAAUGAUUAUUGUCGACCAGUUUGUUCGAACGAUGCUAGCUGUUUGAAUAUCGAAAGAUGUGAUCGUGGUGCAUGUAAACCACUAUGCAGAAAAGACGACGAUUGUCGAAAUGGAGAAAUCUGUCAGGGACAAAUCUGUUCCGCAGGCUGUCGCUCAAAUACUGGAUGUUCUGAAAAUUCAGCAUGUCAAAAUCAACGCUGCGUUGAUCCAUGUCAAGAUCCAAGAGCAUGUGGAGCAAAUGCUAUAUGUAACGUUAAAAAUCAUCAGAUUGUGUGCUCUUGCAAGGAACCUUUGGUGGGAAAUCCUUUAGAAAGCUGUAAAUAUCCAGUUGUACCUUGUGAAAAACAAGAAGAUUGUAGCAGAGGACAAAUUUGCUUUGGAAAAGAGUGUAGAGCUUCAUGUCGUAACGAUCAAAAUUGUUUGUCAGAUGAACGGUGCAUUAAAGGAUCUUGUCGUUCAGUUUGCAGCACCGAUACUCAAUGUGGAACGAACUUCAUUUGUGAAAAUCGAAUAUGCCAACCCGGAUGUCGCACAGACAACUCAUGUGAAAACAAUCUUGCGUGUAUCGAAAAACAAUGCAUGAAUCCAUGUUCACUUUCCGGACAAUGUGGAACGUGCUCUGAAUGUAGUGUUCAUAAUCACGGUAUACAAUGUAGUUGUCCGCAAGGAAUGAUUGGAAAUCCACUUAUUGGUUGUUCAUCUCCAAUGGAGUCUUGUAAUGAUAAUUGUCAAUGUGAUGAUUCCAAACGAUAUUGCAUAAGAAAAUGUACAUCAACUAGCGGCUGUUCAUGUGGUGAACAAUGUAAUCGUGGUGUGUGCCGUUCAAAAUGUAAUAACGGCAACUGUUUACCUGGUCAACUGUGUAAAAAUGGAAUUUGUAUUGAUGGUUGUCGUACGAACUCGGAUUGCACAAAUGAAAUGUCUUGCAACAAAGGAAAAUGUGUUGAUCCUUGUAAAGAAAGUGUAUGCGGUGACAAAGCGAUUUGCAGAGCUGCUGAUCAUCGAGCGCUCUGCUUAUGUCCUGAUGGCUUCACCGGUGAACCUACAAUCAAGUGCACUCGCGUUGAAUGCCAAACAAAUAAUGACUGCGACUUGGACAAAAAAUGUGUUUCGGGUUCAUGUAAGAAUCCUUGUUUAGAGAGGGGAAUCUGUGGAAUAAACGCUCAAUGUCGCAUUGACAACAGACAAGUCAAUUGUGUUUGUCUUCCUGGUUUUGCGGGAGACCCAACAGUUGAAUGUUUUGAACCAAAAAUGGCUACCUGUACUAAAAACACUUGUGGAAUGAAUAGUUUUUGUCUUGAUACGCCCAGUGGUCCCGAAUGCAAAUGUCAACAAGGAUGCGUUGGGGAUCCAAUUCGAGGAUGUACUUGUAGAGAUGAACUAAUGAAUGCUUGUGAAACUCACAGAUGUGGAAUCAAUGCAAUGUGCAAAAUUGGCCCUAACAAUAGCCCGUCUUGCCAUUGUUCACCGCUUUAUCCUAAUGGAGAUCCUAACAUUGAAUGUUUAUCACGAGUUGAUUCAACAGAUUGUCGAACAUCAGGCUGCUUAUCGGGAGAAUGUAUUCAACAAGGGAAUAAGUUUGCAUGCGUCAAAAACAACGAGUGUUCAAAUGACCUAGAUUGUCCAAGUGAGAAAGCAUGUAUAGGCCAGCAAUGUAUAGAUCCUUGCACAUUGCGUGGAGCUUGCGGUGAAAAUGCACUGUGCACAACCGUGCUUCACCGUCCCAGAUGUUCUUGCCCUAAUUGUCAUACCGGCAGACCUGAUCAACAUUGUAAGCCCGAACCAAAUUGUGAUGAAAUUUCAACACCCAGACCAAGGAAGCCUGACACUAUAGUUUGUCAAACUCAUAAUGAUUGUCAUGAGAAUCUUGUCUGUACAAGAAAUGGAAAGUGUGAAGACCCAUGUGAAACUAAUGGCAUGAAAUGUGACGAAUUUAAGAAAUGCGUUGUUCGCAAACAUAAACCUGUUUGUGUUUGUAAAUUUGGAUUUAUCGUGAACGAAAAAGGAGAACUAACCUGUGCGAUGGACAGAAAGGAUUGCUUAAUAGAUGACGAUUGUGAAUCAAACAUGGCAUGCUUGUUGGGCAAAUGUAAGAAUCCAUGUGUGGAAACAUCUCGAAACUCACCACCUUGUCCCGCAAAUAAAACAUGCACAGUGGAGAAUCAUAAGCCUGUUUGUAUAUGUUUAGAAGAUUGUACUCCCACUCUUUCAAUCUGUUUGCGUGAUCGCGGUUGUCCCGAAGGUUUGGCAUGUCGCAAUUAUCAGUGUGUUAAUCCUUGCCUUACCGCGUCAUGCGCUGAAGACUCCCCAUGCUACGUUGAAGAUCACAAACCAAUUUGUAAAUUCUGCCCUCCCGGAUUUCUUAAAGACUCUAUGAGCGGAUGCCUAAAAGCAAACGACAAACCGAAUCUUGUAAUAAGUUGUUCAAAAAAUGCAGAUUGUGAAGAUAAUAUGCAGUGUCUCAUGGGCGUUUGCUAUGAUCCAUGUAGUUCUUCAGGAUGUGGCGAGUCUGCUACAUGUACUGUUGAAAAACACAUAAUUCAUUGUUCCUGUCCUCCUGGUUUCUCUGGUAAUCCAGAGGAAUCAUGUUUAAAAAUCCCAUCCCAUAUAGAUAAUAUUUACAUUGACAGCAAUAAUCAAAAACCAAAAGAAUUCAAGGACAUAAGACUUGAAGAUCUUUUGAAAGAAACUACACAAACUACAGAUGAAGAAAAUGUGACAACACCUACCGAUGAAACAACUGAAAAAGAUCAUCAUGAAACUUCGAUAUCUCCAAUGAUAUCUUCAUCGCAUACUCCAACAACCACGAGCCCAAGUAAAGGGACUGAGCUUCCUGAUGGUGUCACUGAUUCAACUUCUCAUACGAAAACAAAAACAACAAGUUCAUCCUUUGGCACUGAAUAUCCUGAACACAAAACAGUAAAAGAAUUCACAACUUCUGAUGGCAGUGGAAUUUCUACCACCAUUCCAACAACCAGGAGCUCAAGUGAAGAGACUGAGCUUCCUGAUGGUGUCACUGAUUCAACUUCUGAUACGAAAACAACAACAACAAGUUCAUCCUUUGACACUGAAUAUCCUGAUGGAAAAACAGUAAAAGAAUUCACAACUUAUGAUAGCAGUGGAAUUUCUACCACCAUUCCAACAACCAGGAGCUCAAGUGAAGAGACUGAGCUUCCUGAUGGUGUCACUGAUUCAACUUCUGAUAAGAAAACAACAACAACAAUAAAUGAAUUCACAACUUCUGAUGGCAGUAGAAUUUCUACCACCAUUCCAACAACCAGGAGCUCAAGUGAAGAGACUGAGCUUCCUGAUGGUGUCACUGAUUCAACUUCUGAUACGAAAACAACAACAAGUUCAUCCUUUGACACUGAAUAUCCUGAUGGAAAAACAGUAAAAGAAUUCACAACUUAUGAUAGCAGUGGAAUUUCUACCACCAUUCCAACAACCAGGAGCUCAAGUGAAGAGACUGAGCUUCCUGAUGGUGUCACUGAUUCAACUUAUCUUACGAAAACUACAACAAGUUCAUCUUUUGACACUGAAUAUCCUGGUGUUACAACGGAAGUAGAUGCUACAACUGAUUUUCCUGAAGUAUCUACAGGACAGGAGAUGCCGCAAAGCCCGACUGAAAAAGGGUUGGACUUAAAAAUAGAUUUGCUUUCAAAGCAGCAUCGUAAAUCUGACAAUGAAAGCGACGGUAUAAUAUCAAGCACUCACACAUCAGUCACUAAAAGUGGGUUUAAGAAAACUUUUGAGCAGACAACUGUUCACAUGUUAGGAACAUUGCAUCCUAUGAAAGAUUCUAAAGAGUUUUUAGAUUUAGAGAACCCUGAAGCCGAAUAUCAUUCAACAAGAGGCAUUGAAACGACAACAAAUUAUGUAAACGAUAGUUUCACAGAGGACAUUGAAACUACAACAUUCGAAGAAUCGACAAGAGAAUAUCUUUUGGAAAAUGAUAGAACAGUACAUUACAAUGAUUCUGAAGAGCUGAUUACAACUGCUGUUGAAGAAACCACGGAUGGGUUAUCUUUGUGUUGGAUUAAUGAAGACUGUCAAAAUAAUACACUUUGCAUUGAUAAUCGAUGUAUUGAUCCUUGUUUCCUUUAUAAUCCUUGUCCCGUAAAUAUUUCUUGCAUUGUUUCCAACUUUUCAAUCGUUUGCUUAUGUUCAGAAGCAGAACUCGCCACUUCGCAAAACUGCACUGAAAAGCCAGAAAUUGGAUGCAAACGUGAUGACGAAUGUUUAUCACAAAAAGCAUGCAUUAAUGGACGAUGUGGAGAUCCUUGUGCAUAUUCCAGCCCUUGCGAGCUUAACCAAGAAUGUCAGGUUGUUGAUCACCAAGCUGUGUGCAUUAAAGUUUGCCAAUGUCAAAAACAAUCUGAUUGCCGACCUAACACUGUUUGUAAUGGAUGUGACUGCAUCGAACAACAAGAACCAACAUACUCAAAGGAGUGUCCACACUGUCCACCAGGAGUAAAAUGUGACAUGUUUACAGGUGCAUGUAUUCAAGAACCAGGAAUGCCAAAAAAACCUGAGCUUUGUAAUUCCGACAAUGACUGCAUUGAAACGGAAUUAUGUUAUAUGGGUUAUUGCGAAGAUCCAUGUCAGAUGCGUGGAGUAUGCGCUUCCUCUGCUAUUUGUCAAGUGAAGCGGCAUAGACCCAUUUGUGUUUGUCCAAAAGGACAUGAAGGAAAUCCAGCUACUAAUUGCACUACCAGAAAAUUAUUACAAUGCACUGUCAAUGAAGAAUGCUCACUCACUGAAGCUUGCAUUCAAAAUGUUUGUCAACACCCAUGUGAUAUUCGCAAUCCUUGUGCAGAGCACGCUAUAUGUAUAAAUGUAAAUCAUGGUUCAGAUUGCAGUUGUGCUGAAAACUAUCAUGGCAAUGGAUAUGCUGGAUGUCAAUUAGUUGAUGAUUAUGUCCCUGUAUGUCAGUACAAUGAAGAUUGUCCACCAGACAAAUUUUGUGAUCGUCUCAACAGAAUUUGUAUUAAUCCAUGCAAUGAUGACUCAUGUGGAGAAAAUGCUUAUUGUACUCCUGAUAAUCAUGGUUUCAAAUGUCAUUGUCAAACAGGAUACGUUGGAAAUGCAUUUGUUGAAUGUAUCAAAGCAGAAGGAUGCAAAACAGAUCGUGAGUGCUCUCUAUCUCAAGCUUGUAAUAACGGUCAAUGUAUUUCACCUUGUAAUUGUGGAAUUAAUGCAGAAUGCAUUGUAAAUAAUCAUAAAGCUACGUGCAAAUGUCCAAUAGGAUAUACUGGUAAUCCGCUUCAUUCAUGUGGCCCUCCAGAAAAUCUCUGUGAUCCAAACCCUUGUGGAGAUUAUGCUCUUUGUGAAUUAGACAGAGGGAAUCCUAUUUGUUACUGUCCAAAAGGAAUGACAGGAAAUCCUUUCCAAAAAUGUAUACCUGAAGGUUCUGAGUGUAAGAAAAACAACACUUGUGGUCCAAAUUCAGGAUGUCGAAUAAUAGAUGGUAAAGCAAAAUGCUUCUGUUUACCUGGCUUUGAAGGAAACCCACCUCGUAAACCAUGCGGACCCCCUAAAAGUCCAUGUGAUCCUUCGCCAUGUGGUCCCAAUACACAGUGUUCAAUUUAUAAUGGCAUUGCUAAGUGUGCUUGUUUGUCAGGAUAUAUUGAAAGUCCAAACACAAUAAGAGGAUGCGUUGAACCAAUAAAUCCAUGCGAUCCAAACCCAUGUGGUAAACAUGCCAUCUGUGAUUCAUCUCGUGAUCCAAUUUGUUAUUGUCCUGGAUCAACAUUAGAUAAUCCUUUCCGUUACUGUUCAGAACCUGCAGUUAGAAAGGAAUUAUGUCGUCCAGGUCCAUGUGGCAAAAAUUCUGAUUGCUUUGUAGUUCAAAAUAAGGAACAAUGCUCAUGUCGCUCAGGUUUUUAUGGUGAUCCAUAUAAUAACUGUUAUGAAAUUCCCAAAUCAGUCUGUCAACCCAAUCCUUGUGGACCAAGAGCACAAUGCGUUUCUUCGCCAGAUGGUAAAAGCAUGUGCUUCUGUCCUGAUGGUAUGACAGGUGAUCCCACAAGUAUUCAAGGAUGUCACAGUUUUGAAUGCCAAACAGAUGAAGAAUGUUCCGAUAACACAGCUUGCAUUGGUUUCAAAUGUCAAGACCCAUGUCCGGGUUCAUGUGGACUUAACACUUAUUGUCGAGUGGAAAAACACCACCCAGCCUGCUUUUGUAAUGAAGGAUUUUAUGGAAAUCCUUUCCAAUCCUGUUAUGUUUUGGAAGAUAGAGUCGAUCAAAUAGAUCCGUGCAAUCCCUCGCCUUGUGGACCAUACACGCAAUGUAAAGUGCAAAGGAAGAAACCUGUUUGCUCAUGCAUUCAAGGUUUUAAGGGAAAUCCUAAUCAAGGAUGUAAACCUGAAUGUAUACUAAAUUCGGACUGUUCUAGCACAGAAGCUUGUAGAAAUCACAAGUGCAUAAGCCCAUGUAAUGGCGAUAUUUGCGGAAUUAACGCUGAAUGCAAAGUUCAUCACCAUGCUGCAGUUUGUCAGUGUCGCAAAGGAUACUUUGGAGAUUCGUUUUCACAAUGUGUUAUAUUACCAGCACGUGAUGAAAAGAAAAAUCCUUGCAACCCUUCCCCUUGUCAUCCAAAUGCUGCAUGUAGAGUGUAUGACGAAAAAACUGCUAUUUGCGAUAGUUGUUACUCUCCAGAAGGUGUCAAAAAUCCAGAAUGUCGUCCUGAAUGUACAAGUAAUUCAGAAUGUACAUUUGACAAGUCUUGUUUCAACCAGAAAUGCAUUAAUCCAUGUCCGGGAUCAUGUGGUCAUAAUGCACAAUGUGAAGUGAUAAAUCAUACUCCAACAUGUUCUUGUCCAGAUGGCUUAAUAGGAAAUCCAUUUGAACAAUGCUUACCACCCCAACCAAAUGAACUUCCAGUAUCAUGUGACAACAGAGUUUGUGGUUUUAACACUGAAUGUGGUCAGAAAGGAAAAGUAUUGAAAUGUCAAUGUAAAAAAGGGUUCUUUGGAGAUCCUUUAAUCGGUUGCAGACCGGAAUGUGUUAUAAACACAGAUUGCGAUUCUCAAAAAGCUUGUAGGGAUUAUAAAUGUGUCAAUCCCUGUGAGAACACUUGUGGUGUGAAAUCACUAUGCCAAGUAGUAAAUCACUUCCCAGUGUGUUACUGCCCUGAAGGUCAUAUUGGAGAUGCUUCAGUCUAUUGUAAUGAAAUAAGAAAAACUCCUUUGACGCCCAUAAACCCUUGCGACCCUUCACCUUGUGGACCAUACAGUAAAUGUUUAAUAUCAUCAAAUGUUGCAGUAUGUUCUUGUCUUCCUCAAUAUAAAGGAGCACCUCCAUCAUGUCAACCAGAAUGUAUAAUAAACAGUGAAUGUCCUUUAAAUAAAGUAUGCAUAAACCAUCGUUGUUCAGAUCCAUGUUUCCAAACCUGUGGUCUUAAUGCCAAUUGUCAAGUUGUUAACCAUAAUCCUAUUUGUAAUUGCCCUUCGGGAUUAAGGGGAGAUCCAUUUGUGGCAUGUCAACAUAUAGAUGACGAACUGAACAGAGAGAUCGACCAAAACCCUUGCGUACCAUCACCGUGUGGAUUAUUUUCAAUAUGUCAAGUAAAGCAGGGUAGGCCAGUGUGUUCCUGCAUUGAAAAUUAUAAUGGAAAACCGCCAAAUUGUCGGCCGCAAUGUAUUUUCAAUUCGGAUUGUCCAUAUGAUAAAGCUUGUAUUCGAGAAAGAUGUCUUGAUCCAUGCCAAGAUGCAUGCGGUGCCAAUGCUGAAUGUCAUGUCAUUGCUCAUUCAGCUCAAUGCAAUUGUAAACCUGGAUAUGAAGGAGAUUCGUUUGUAGGGUGUACCAAAACAUAUCAACCAAUACAUGAUAUCAAAGAUCCGUGUCAUCCUAAUCCUUGUAAAGAAAAUGCUGAAUGCAGUGUUUAUAACAAUGCUGUUAAAUGUACUUGCAUAUCACCCUACCAAGGAGAUCCUUAUUCAACUGGAUGCAGGCCCGAAUGUAUCUUAAAUGUUGAUUGUGGUCCACAGUUAGCUUGUGUCAAUCAAUUUUGUCGAGAUCCCUGUCCAGGAAUUUGUGGUGUUAAUGCGGAAUGUACUGUUGUAAAUCAUAUACCAGUUUGUAGUUGCUCAAGAGGUUACAAUGGUGAUGCUUUCAACGGAUGCCGAAAAGAUACUCCUGUGUAUAUACCUCCACAAGAAACUUCUAAUCCUUGCGAACCUAAUCCAUGUGGGCCAAGUUCGUUAUGUCGUGUUGUUGAAAAUCACCCUGCUUGCUCUUGCAUAGCAGGAUAUAUUGGUUCCCCACCACAAUGUCGUCCAGAAUGUAUUGUUAGUGCAGAAUGUGAUGUCAAAUUGGCUUGUAUUGGCAAGAAAUGUAAAGACCCUUGUCCUGGAACUUGUGGUGUUAAUGCAAAUUGUCAAGUUAUAAACCGUAACCCGAUUUGUAGUUGCCCUCAAAAUUAUGUUGGUGAUCCUUUCAUUCAAUGUACACUCCAACCUCUAGAAGAUACUAGAAAAAAUCCUUGCGAUCCAACCCCUUGUGGCCCUAAUAGCAGAUGUAAUUCUAAUAAUGAGAGACCUGUUUGUUCUUGCAUACCUGGAAUGUUCGGUGCGCCUCCAAAUUGUCGUCCAGAGUGUACCAUAAAUCAGGAAUGCCCCUCUAACAGAGCUUGUUUCAAUUCUAAAUGCGUUGACCCUUGCGUUGGAUCUUGUGGCUUUAAUUCCUUAUGUACUGUGCAAAACCACCAAGCCACGUGUAAGUGUUUUGAAGGACAUGAAGGAGAUCCUUAUUCAGGAUGCAGUCCAAAACAAGAAUAUCCUAUAGAAAUUUAUCGGCCUUGCAAUCCUUCUCCCUGUGGGGAAAAUGCUAUAUGCACUGAAAAAAAUGGUGUUGGAUCAUGUAAAUGCAUGCAGGAAUAUAGAGGUGAUCCCUAUAUAAGUUGUAGACCAGAAUGUAUUCAAAAUUCAGAUUGUAUAAGGAGUAAGUCUUGUGUCAAUCAAAGAUGCAUUGAUUCAUGUGUAGGAGCUUGUGGUUUAAACGCUGAAUGCAAAGUUGUUUUCCAUUCACCUACAUGUUAUUGUUUAAAGGGCUACACUGGAAAUGCUAAUGAAAGAUGUUAUAUUGAACUUAAAGAUGAAAACCCCCCAAUAAAUCCAUGUCAUCCUUCUCCAUGUGGACUAAAUAGUAUUUGUCGAAUAAUUGAAGGCAGACCCGUAUGUUCUUGUCAAGAAAAUUACUUUGGUGUCCCUCCCAAUUGCCGUGUUGAAUGUAUGGUUAAUUCUGAUUGUUCAAGAGUUCAAGCUUGCUCAAAAAAUAAAUGUAUAAAUCCAUGUAUUGGAGUUUGUGCUCAUAAUGCUAUAUGUCGUGUUGUCAAUCAUAGUCCAAUAUGUACAUGCAACAAUGGAUAUUCAGGAGAUCCAUUUGAAAUAUGUUAUAUUGAAAAUAAACCAAUCAUCCAAGAAGAAUCUUACAAUCCAUGCAUACCCUCACCUUGUGGACCAAAUUCUCAAUGUAAAAAUAAUAACGAUCAAGCUAUAUGCUCUUGUAUUCCCUCAUACAUUGGAAGACCACCAAAUUGUCGACCUGAAUGUUCUGUUAAUUCAGAUUGUUUCUCAAACCAAGCAUGCAUGAAUCAAAGAUGUAAAAAUCCAUGUCAUGGUUCAUGUGGGUUAGAAACAACAUGUACAGUAACUUCCCAUAUUCCUGUUUGUGUCUGUAAUGAAGGUUUCACAGGUGAUCCUUUCACAAACUGCUAUAAAACACCUCAACUUACCUAUCUCCCACCUAUCGAAACACCAUGCGCGAAAACUCCAUGUGGAAAUAAUGCAAUAUGUCGCGAGUUUAAUGGAGCUGUUUCUUGCAGUUGUAUUCCAAAUUAUUAUGGAGAUCCUCAUAUUGCUUGUAGACCUCAAUGUGUUUCAAACAGCGAAUGUCCUAUGCAUGAAGCUUGCAUGAAUACAAAAUGUGUUGAUCCUUGCAUUGGGCUUUGUGGCAUAAAUGCUGAAUGCUUUGUUCGCAAUCAUUCACCCAUUUGUAAUUGUUUAGCGGGCUAUGUUGGAAAUCCUUUCGAAUCUUGCUAUGAAAAGCAAAUAAUUAUAAUUGAUGAUUCCAAAUCGGAUCCAUGUGUCCCUUCCCCAUGCGGAUUGAAUUCACAAUGUCAUAAUCGACAUAAUGUAGCGACAUGCUCAUGUUUGGUGAAUUAUAUUGGAAGCCCACCUAAUUGUCGACCAGAAUGCGUAGUUAGUGCAGAUUGCAGUCCUGAUAAAAGUUGCAUCGCUCAAAAAUGUAAAGACCCUUGCCCUGGUACAUGUGGCUUUAAUGCGAGAUGCCAUGUUGUAAAUCAUAGUCCAAUCUGCAGUUGCGUAGUUGGCUAUGUUGGUGAUCCUUUUAUCCGAUGUGUUCUUGAUCAUCAAAAUGUUCCAAUUGAAUAUGAAAAUCCCUGCUCUCCAUCUCCUUGCGGACCUUAUUCACAAUGUCGUGAAUUAGACAAACGAGCAGUCUGUUCAUGUUUAACAAAUCAUCUAGGAAGUCCCCCAAAUUGUAGGCCAGAAUGCAUACAAAAUUCAGAUUGCAUUUCGAAAUUAUCUUGUAUAAAUAUGAAAUGUGUUGAUCCUUGUCCUGGUUUAUGUGGUGUCAAUGCUUUAUGUUCUGUUACAUACCAUCAAGGAAUAUGUAGAUGUCCCCCACAAUACACAGGAGACCCAUUUACUCAAUGUUCCCCAAUUCCAUUAUAUGAAGAAACUGAAAUAAAAAAUCCCUGUGUACCGUCUCCAUGUGGCAUAAAUGCUAUUUGUAAAGAAAAAAAUGGUGCAGGAUCUUGUUCAUGCAUAGAUGAAUAUUUUGGUGAUCCUUACUCAAUUUGUAAGCCGGAGUGCAAUGUGAAUUCAGACUGCUCAAGAGCAAAGUCUUGUUUCAAUCAGAAAUGUAUAGAUCCAUGCCCAGGUUCUUGUGGGAAAAACACUGAAUGUCAAGUUAUAAAUCAUUCACCUAAUUGCCAAUGCAUAUUAGGCUAUUCAGGCAACCCAUUCACCGGCUGCUACCCAAUUCCUCAAAAUGAACCUACAACAUUAAAAAAUCCUUGUUACCCUUCUCCAUGCGGACCCUAUAGUGAUUGCAAAGCUAUUAAUGGCCAUGCUGUAUGCUCUUGUAGCCAUAAUUAUGUUGGAACCCCUCCAGCUUGUCGACCCGAAUGUGUAGUGAGCUCAGAUUGUACAUUAGACAAAGCAUGUAAUAAUCAGAAAUGUAUCGAUCCUUGUCCUGAAGCGUGUGGUAUGAAAGCAAAAUGUCAAACAAUAAAUCAUAGUCCAAUCUGCAGUUGUCCUAGCUCAUACACAGGAGAUCCAUUCUUAGUAUGCUAUAAAGAAGAACCAAACAUUUCAAACGUAAAUCCAUGUAUACCUUCUCCCUGUGGCCCUUAUUCUCAGUGCCAAACAGUUAACAAUCAUCCAGUAUGUUCAUGCAUUCAAAAUUACUUUGGAAAACCACCAAGUUGUAGACCUCAGUGUGUUCUUAAUUCUGAAUGUGAAUCAAAUCUAGCGUGUAUUAAUGAAAGAUGUAAAGAUCCAUGUCCUGGUUCAUGUGGAUUCAACGCUUUAUGUUCAGUGGUCACACACUCUCCUAAGUGCUCAUGCAUGAAUGGUUAUACUGGGGAUCCUUUUUCUGGUUGUUAUUUAUUGCAAACACCUAUUAUUGAAGAAAAAAGUCAACCCUGUAAUCCUUCUCCAUGUGGUUCUAAUACAAUAUGUAAAGAAAAGAAUGGGGUUGGGUCAUGUAGUUGUAUUCCUGAAUAUUUUGGUGAUCCUUAUGUUGGAUGUAAACCAGAAUGUGUUUCAAAUGACGAAUGUUCACCACAAAAAGUUUGUACCCAAAACAAGUGCCAAGAUCCUUGCCCUGGAGUAUGUGGCAUAAAUGCUUAUUGUAAAUCCUUGAGGCAUAAUCCUUUAUGUUUCUGUGAAGAUGGAUAUACUGGAAAUGCUUUCAAAUAUUGUAACAAAAUAUCUGAAGUUAUUUUUGAAGAAAACUCUGAUCCUUGUCAACCAUCCCCAUGUGGUCCUUUUUCCAAAUGCAAAAUCGUUGAUUCCCAUGCAGUAUGUUCAUGCUUAAUUGGGUAUAAAGGAAUAGCACCCAAUUGUAAACCUGAAUGCGUUGUGAGUGCAGAAUGCUCUCAAAGCAACGCUUGCAUAAAUCAAAAAUGUGUUGAUCCUUGUCCAGGCACUUGUGGAACAAAUGCAAGGUGUCAAGUUAUUAAUCAUAACCCAAUUUGCAGUUGUUCAUUUGGAUACACUGGUGAUCCCUUCAUUCAAUGUAUAAUAGAACAAAAGCCUAUAAAAGAAGAUUUUUCGGGAAAUCCAUGCUCUCCUUCACCAUGUGGACCUUUUUCAGCUUGUCGAAUUGUAGGAAAUAUUCCAACAUGUUCAUGCUUACCUGGAUACAUUGGAAGAUCUCCCAACUGUAGACCAGAAUGUACAAUAAAUGCUGAAUGCUCCUCAAACCUUGCCUGCGUAAAUGAGAAAUGUGUUGAUCCAUGUAUUGGAUCUUGUGGUCUAAACUCUAUCUGUACUGUAAAUAAUCAUAAUCCUAUAUGUCAAUGCAAAAAUGGUUAUAGUGGUGAUCCCUUUUCUAUAUGCUCUGAAAUUAUAUACUCUUCCCCUGUGGAAGAAAAAAUUAGGCCAUGUAGUCCAUCUCCUUGUGGGGCAAAUGCGGAAUGUAAAGAAAAGAAUGGCGCAGGUUCUUGUUCCUGUUUACCAGAAUAUAUUGGCGAUCCAUACAUUGGAUGUAGACCUGAAUGCGUUCAAAAUUCCGACUGUGAUAAAUCUAAAGCGUGUAUCCAAAACAAAUGCAAAGAUCCUUGUCGAGGAGUCUGUGGAACUAAUGCUGAAUGUAGAGUGCAAAAUCAUUCACCAGUCUGUUUAUGUCUAAUCGGCUAUGAAGGAGAUCCUAGUACUAGUUGUCAUAGAAUAGAAAUUGCAACACAAAGGCCAAUAGAGAAUCCAUGCUUACCAUCACCGUGUGGACCAUAUAGUCAAUGCCAUGAAAGAAAUGGUCAAGCAAUAUGUUCUUGCAGUCCAAGUUACAUUGGCACCCCUCCAAUGUGCCGUCCAGAAUGUAUUACAAAUUCAGAGUGUUUUUUGAAUAAAGCAUGUUUAAAUAACAAGUGUGGUGAUCCAUGUCCAAACACUUGCGGAGAACAAGCAAUAUGCAAUGUUGUGAAUCAUAACCCAAUUUGUAGUUGCUCUAAUGGAUAUACUGGGGACCCAUUCAUUAAAUGUUUCAAAUCAGAAACUCCUGUCUAUAGAGAACCUGAAAAUCCUUGUAUUCCUUCUCCCUGUGGUCCAAACUCUCAAUGCAAAGUAGUUGGUGUAACUGCAGCAUGCUCAUGUUUGCCCAAUUAUAUCGGGCAAUCACCAAAUUGUCGUCCUGAAUGCACAGUAAACACUGAAUGUCCUAACUAUUUAGCAUGUGGGAAUGAAAAAUGUAAAGAUCCUUGUAUUGGAAGUUGUGCUUCAAAUGCCAAAUGCUCUGUAGUAAAUCAUAAUGCAAUAUGCUCAUGUCCUUUGGGAUAUGAUGGUGAUCCUACUAUACUAUGUAAUCUUAGUCCUUUACCUACCUUUGAAACACCAAUUGCUCGACCUUGCGAACCUUCCCCAUGUGGGCAAAAUGCUGAAUGCAGGGAAUUCAAUGGAGCUGGAAGCUGUUUCUGUUUUGAUGGUUAUGAAGGCGAUCCAUUUGAUAAAAACAGAGGAUGUAAAAGAGAAUGCGAAUCUAACCGUGAAUGCAGCAAUAACCUUGCAUGUAUCAGAAAUAAAUGUCUUGAUCCUUGCAUAGGAACUUGUGGAUCAUAUGCACUUUGUGAAGUGAAAGAUCAUAUUCCUUUAUGUACGUGCCCUGUAGGAUAUACUGGUGAUCCUUUCUUUUUAUGCAGAGAAGAACCUGUAACUCCACCUCCACGAUCAAAUCCGUGUGUUCCGUCACCAUGUGGACCAAAUUCUCAAUGUCGUGAAGUAAAUUCACAAGGAGUGUGUUCUUGUCUUCCAAAUCAUAUAGGAACCCCUCCAAAUUGCCGACCUGAAUGUGUGGUUAAUUCAGAAUGUGAUUCAAAUUUGGCGUGUAUAAAUCAGAAAUGCUCAGACCCCUGUCCAAACACAUGUGGAAUAGAAGCAAACUGUAAAACUCGAAAUCAUAACCCAAUAUGCUCCUGUCCACAUGGGUACACGGGGGAUCCCUUUUCACAUUGUUCAAGAAUAGUAAUCUUACAAGAACCUGUUACUACUGUUGCUCCACCAUCAUGUGUUCCGUCACCAUGUGGUCCAAACUCAAAAUGUCAAAUGAGUGGAGAUACUCCGGCAUGCUCUUGUCUCCCAGAUUUUAUUGGCGCCCCACCAAACUGCCGACCACAAUGUGUCCUUAAUUCUGAGUGUUCGAGUCGAGAAGCUUGCAUCAAUCAAAAAUGUAAAGAUCCUUGUGUUAGUUCUUGUGGUAUUGAUGCUCAAUGCAGGGUUCAAAAUCAUAUACCAGUGUGUACAUGUAUUGAAGGUUACGAAGGGGAUCCAUUUGGAGUUUGCCAGCCAAUUCCAAUAACAACCGAAAAACCAAAAGAUCUCUGUAAUCCUUCUCCAUGUGGGCCAAAUACUUUGUGCCGAAAUGGUAUCUGUUCUUGCAUACCCGAGUAUCAAGGAGAUCCCUCUAGCGGCUGUCGUCCUGAAUGUGUGUUGAAUAACGAUUGUUCUCGGAACAAAAUAUGUUCAAGAAAUAAAUGCAUUGAUCCAUGCCCAGGAACAUGUGGAGAUGAUGCUAUAUGUGAAGUAAUUAAUCAUGUACUUACAUGUACCUGUCCCUCUGGAAUGGUAGGAAACGCAUUUACUAAGUGCAUAAUUCAACGAGAAGAACCUAAACUACCAGAAAACCCUUGCCAGCCAAGUCCUUGUGGACCGUUCUCACAAUGUAAAAAUUACAACAACCAAGCUGUUUGUUCAUGCUUGCUUGGAUAUUCUGGUAGUCCCCCUAGCUGUCGACCAGAAUGCAUUUUGAGUUCUGACUGUUCACCUGAUAAAUCAUGCCGAAAUCAAAAAUGUAUAGACCCAUGUCCUGGAACGUGCGGUUUCAAUGCUCGUUGUGAAGUUAUAAACCACAGCCCUAUCUGCAGUUGUUCAGCAGACCAAACUGGCGAUCCAUUUAAAAGUUGUUUUGAAAUUCCUAAAAAACCAGUAAUUGUUGAAAAUGAAGAUCCUUGUGUACCUAAUCCAUGUGGACCGAAUUCCCAAUGCACAAAUAAUGGUAAUAAUCCUAUUUGUCAAUGUCUAAAUGACUACAUUGGCAAAGCUCCAAACUGUAGACCGGAAUGUGUAACAAAUGAUGACUGCUCAAAGGAUAAAAACUGCAUCAACAAUAAAUGUAAAAAUCCUUGUCCAGAAGUUUGUGGAAUUAGUGCUGAAUGUAGAGUAAUCGCCCAUACUAUAUCAUGUACAUGUCCAGAGAGAUUCACGGGAAAUGCUUUUGUGCAGUGUAUUCCUCAAAUAUUAAAGGAAGAACCAAUAAACCCAUGCGAUUCAUUACCAUGCGGACAAAAUGCAGAAUGCGUUCAUAGAAAUGGUGCAGCAUCUUGCAGAUGUAUUCAAGAUUAUGCUGGGAAUCCAUAUGACGGAUGUCGACCUGAAUGUAUUUUGAAUUCUGAUUGCACAUCAACUCUUGCAUGCAUCAGAAAUAAGUGCGUGAAUCCUUGUCCUGGAAUUUGUGGCCUAAAUGCUGAAUGCACAGUUAUUAACCAUAUACCUACAUGUUCAUGUUUGAAUGGUUAUAGAGGUGAACCUUUCGAUAAUUGCAAAGCUAUUGAGCAUGAUGUCAUUACUGAACCUCCAGUAUCAAACCCUUGUCAGCCUUCUCCCUGUGGUCCUAAUUCAUCAUGCAGAGAAAAAAGUAAUGUGGCAGUAUGUGCUUGUGAGUCUGGAUUUGUAGGUGAACCACCAAACUGUAGACCAGAGUGUACAAUAAAUUCAGAGUGUCCAAUUCGUCAAGCAUGUCAUAAGUUUAAAUGUAAAAAUCCUUGCCUAGGUACAUGUGGGACAAAUGCCAUUUGUGAAGUAAGGAACCACAAUCCUAUAUGCAGUUGUGCUUCAGAUUUUACAGGAAAUCCAUUCCUUCAAUGUAUUCCUAUUGUGAAAGAAGAAGAACCAAGGCAACCAGUCAAUCCGUGUUAUCCUUCGCCAUGUGGAUUAUUUUCUGAAUGUAAAGUUACUGAAGGUAACUUACCAUCAUGCUCCUGUCUGCAAAAUUUUGUUGGUUUGCCACCUAAUUGCAGACCUGAAUGUGUUGUAAAUACUGAUUGCUCGUCAAGUCAAGCUUGCAUCAACGAAAAAUGCAAGAAUCCAUGUAAUGGUGCAUGUGGAUUUAAUACCAAUUGUCACGUUCAAAAUCAUGUCCCUAUAUGUAGUUGCCAGGCCGAAUUUACGGGAGAUCCAUUUACACAAUGUGUGAAGAUUGUAGAAAAGCCUCCUCCAAAGUUGAAUGAAGAUCCUUGUCGUCCAUCACCAUGUGGAGCAAAUGCCAAAUGUAUAGAUGGAAUAUGCUCUUGUUUCCCAGAAUAUAGUGGUGAUCCAUAUUCAGGCUGCAGACCAGAGUGUAUUCUUAGCACGGAAUGUUCUCCCAAUAAAGCUUGUAUCAGAAAUAAAUGUAUCGAUCCAUGUCCAGGAACUUGCGGGCAAAAUGCUAUUUGUAAUACUGCCAAUCACAUACCAUCCUGUUUAUGUCCUCAAGGAACAACGGGAGAUCCAUUUACAUCUUGCAAGGAAAUAAAAUAUAUUGCAAAGCAACCUGAAAACCCAUGUGUUCCUUCUCCCUGCGGCCCGAACAGUAUAUGUAGAACAAAACAAGAAACAGCUAUAUGCUCUUGUCAACAAGGCAUGAUAGGAACUCCACCUGGUUGUCGCCCAGAAUGUAUUGUUAGUUCUGAAUGUGACUUAUCUAAAUCAUGUAUGAACCAAAAAUGUAUAGACCCUUGUCCGGGAAGCUGUGGAGAAUUUACACAAUGUAGAGUAAUAAACCACAGUCCAGUUUGUACCUGCGUUCCAGGGUACACGGGAAAUCCUUUCAGCAGAUGCAAUAUUUUAUACGAAGAUGUUAAAAAAGAAAAUCCAUGUACUCCAACACCUUGCGGACCUAAUUCACAAUGUAAAACAGCGGGAGAAUAUCCGGUUUGUAGCUGUGUUGAAGGAAUGAUUGGAAAUCCCCCUAAUUGUAAACCAGAAUGCACAAUUAGUAGUGAAUGCAGUGCAUCGUUAGCUUGCAUCAAUCAAAAAUGUAAAAAUCCAUGCCCUGGUGCUUGUGGACUCUUUUCUGAAUGUUCUGUUAUCAAUCACACCCCAAUGUGUCAAUGUGAAAACGGUUAUGCCGGAGAUCCUUUCACAGGAUGCACACAAAAGUCUGAAGAUCCCAUAAAAGAAAUAAUCCAACCAUGCACUCCAUCUCCAUGCGGUCCCAAUGCAAUCUGUCGUGAAAAUAAUGAAGCAGGUGCAUGCAUAUGCAUCAAAGAUUAUAUAGGAAAUCCAUAUGAAGGAUGCCGACCUGAAUGUAUCUUGAAUUCUGAUUGUUCCUCGAGUCUUGCUUGUAUGAAAAACAAAUGCCAAGAUCCUUGUCCCGGAACAUGUGCUCAAAAUGCUAAAUGUCAAGUUGUUAAACAUCUGCCGUCUUGUACUUGUAUUUCUGGAUAUGUUGGUGAUCCAUUUAGACAAUGUACUUUUAAACAAAACGAACCGUUAGUACCAACAUAUGUCAACCCAUGUCAACCUUCACCUUGUGGUCCCAACUCCCAAUGCAAAGAACUUAAUAAUCAAGCUGUUUGUAAAUGUCUUCCAAAUUAUGUUGGAAGCCCUCCCGGUUGUCGACCCGAAUGCGUUGUCAGUUCCGAGUGUGAUCAUGACAAAGCAUGUUCCAAUCAGAAAUGUGUUGAUCCAUGUCCAGGAACAUGUGGACAAAAUGCAAAAUGUAGAGUUAAUAACCAUAGUCCUGUUUGUUAUUGUGAAAGUGGUUACACAGGAGAUCCUUUCUCAAGAUGUUAUCAACAACCACUCCCUGUCAUUCCACCACAACAAGAUAUCUAUCGAGAUCCAUGCAAUCCUUCUCCUUGUGGUCCUUUGUCUCAAUGCCGUGAUAUAAAUGGAUCACCAUCGUGCUCAUGCUUACCUUCAUAUAUGGGAUCCCCUCCAAACUGUAGACCUGAAUGCUCCAUCAAUUCAGAAUGUCCAAGUAAUAAAGCUUGCAUAAACGAGAAAUGUCGCGAUCCCUGUCCAGGCUCUUGUGGAAUAAAUGCUCAAUGCAAUGUGAUAAAUCAUACUCCAGUUUGUACAUGUUCUGAAUAUGACACUGGCGAUCCAUUUACAAAUUGUUACCCUAAACCUCCACCACCAAAAGAACCUGUUUUUGAUGAUCCAUGUAAUCCAUCUCCUUGUGGAGCAAAUGCAAAUUGUCUUGAUGGAACUUUUAUUCAACAACCCCCCCCCUCCGAUCCAUGUCAACCAUCUCCAUGUGGCCCCAAUUCCUUGUGUAGAGCUGUUGGAGAUCAAGCCUCUUGCAGUUGCCUUCCUGAAAUGAUUGGAAGUCCACCUCAAUGCAAACCUGAAUGCAUUAGUAAUUCUGAAUGCUCUAGUCAUUUGGCAUGUAUAAAUCAAAAGUGCAAAGAUCCAUGUCCAAAUACUUGUGGAUUAAAUGCUGAAUGUAGAGUAGUUAGUCAUACUGCUAUGUGUUAUUGUUUGGUUGGAUAUUCCGGUGAUCCCUUUAAUGGAUGUCAAGAAAUUCGACAAGAUUAUCCAGUUGAAGUUUCUACUCCUUGUUCACCCAAUCCAUGUGGAGCAAACGCUCAAUGUCGAGAACAGAAUGGAAUAGGAGCUUGUUCAUGUCUCCCUCAAUACAUUGGAAAUCCAUAUGAUGGCUGUCGACCUGAAUGUGUCUUGAAUUCUGAUUGUUCUUCUCAUCUCGCUUGUAUGAACAACAAGUGUAGAGAUCCUUGUCCCGGCAUAUGUGCUCAAAAUGCUGUAUGUCAAGUUGUGAAUCAUCUACCGUCUUGUACUUGUAUUUCUGGAUAUGUUGGUGAUCCAUUCAGACAAUGCACUUUUAAACAAAAUGAACCUCUAAUACCAACAUAUGUCAACCCAUGUCAACCUUCACCUUGUGGUCCCAACUCCCAAUGUAAUGAAGUUAACAACCAAGCUGUUUGUAAAUGUCUUCCAAAUUAUGUUGGAAGCCCUCCCGGUUGUCGACCCGAAUGCGUUGUCAGUUCCGAGUGUUUCCAUAACAAGGCAUGUUCCAAUCAUAAAUGCGUUGAUCCAUGUCCAGGAACAUGUGGGCAAAAUGCAAAAUGUAAAGUUAAUAACCAUAGUCCUGUUUGUUAUUGUGAAAAUGGUUACACAGGAGAUCCAUUCUCAAGAUGUUAUCAACAACCACCCCCUGUCAUUCCACCACAACAAGAUAUCUAUCGAGAUCCAUGCAAUCCUUCUCCUUGUGGUCCUUUGUCUCAAUGCCGUGAUAUAAAUGGAACACCAUCCUGUUCAUGCUUACCUUCAUAUAUGGGAUCCCCCCCAAACUGUAGACCUGAAUGCUCCAUCAAUUCGGAAUGUCCAAGUAAUAAAGCUUGCAUAAACGAGAAAUGUCGCGAUCCCUGUCCAGGCUCUUGUGGAAUAAAUGCUCAAUGCAAUGUGAUAAAUCAUACUCCAGUUUGUACAUGUUCUGAAUAUGACACUGGCGAUCCGUUUACAAAUUGUUACCCAAAACCUCCACCACCAAAAGAACCUGUUUUUGAUGAUCCAUGUAAUCCAUCUCCUUGUGGAGCAAAUGCAAAUUGCAUUGAUGGAACUUGUACGUGUCUACCAGAAUAUCAAGGAGAUCCCUAUAGUGGCUGUCGUCCCGAAUGUGUUCUUAAUAAUGAAUGUAGUCGUGAUAAAGCCUGUAUAAAACGAAAAUGCAUAGAUCCAUGUCCUGGCACUUGUGGACAAAAUGCAAUAUGUGAUGUUAUGAACCAUAUUCCAAUAUGUUCAUGUCCACAAGGAAUGGCAGGAAAUGCAUUUACUCAAUGUUCUCCUUAUCAAUUACCUGUCGAGAGAAACCCUUGCCAACCAUCUCCAUGUGGUCCAAACUCUCAAUGUCGAGAAAUUAAUGGACAAGGUGUUUGUUCAUGUGUCCCUGGAUACAAAGGUUCUCCUCCUUCAUGCAGGCCUGAAUGUGUUACGAAUAGUGACUGUCCUCAAAAUGAAGCAUGCAGUAAUCAAAAAUGUCGAGAUCCAUGUCCUGGAACAUGUGGAAUUAAUGCCAAAUGUCAAGUCAGAAAUCAUAAUCCCAUAUGUAGUUGCCCUCCAAGAUAUUCAGGCGAUCCAUUUGUGAGAUGUCAAAUUGAAGUUAUUCAACAAACUCCACCCUCCGAUCCAUGUCAACCAUCUCCAUGUGGCCCCAAUUCCUUGUGUAGAGCUGUUGGAGAUCAAGCCUCUUGCAGUUGCCUUCCUGAAAUGAUUGGAAGUCCACCUCAAUGCAAACCUGAAUGCAUUAGUAAUUCUGAAUGCUCUAGUCAUUUGGCAUGUAUAAAUCAAAAGUGCAAAGAUCCAUGUCCAAAUACUUGUGGAUUAAAUGCUGAAUGUAGAGUAGUUAGUCAUACUGCUAUGUGUUAUUGUUUGGUUGGAUAUUCCGGUGAUCCCUUUAAUGGAUGUCAAGAACUUCGACAAGAUUAUCCAGUUGAAGUUUCUACUCCUUGUUCACCCAAUCCAUGUGGAGCAAACGCUCAAUGUCGAGAACAGAAUGGAAUAGGAGCUUGUUCAUGUCUCCCUCAAUACAUUGGAAAUCCAUAUGAUGGCUGUCGACCUGAAUGCGUCUUGAAUUCUGAUUGUUCUUCUCAUCUCGCUUGUAUGAACAACAAGUGUAGAGAUCCUUGUCCCGGCAUAUGUGCUCAAAAUGCUGUAUGUCAAGUUGUGAAUCAUCUACCGUCUUGUACUUGUAUUUCUGGAUAUGUUGGUGAUCCAUUCAGACAAUGCACUUUUAAACAAAACGAACGUAAGAAACCAAAUAUUCUUAAAAUCUCCAAUUAUUUAUUCAAUGAUCUAACAAAUAGAAUAAUAGUAGUUCUUCGUCAUACACUUACACAAUCGUUAGUACCAACAUAUGUCAACCCAUGUCAAACUUCACCUUGUGGUCCCAACUCCCAAUGCAAAGAACUUAAUAAUCAAGCUGUUUGUAAAUGUCUUCCAAAUUAUGUUGGAAGCCCUCCCGGUUGUCGACCCGAAUGCGUUGUCAGUUCCGAGUGUGAUCAUGAUAAAGCAUGUUCCAAUCAGAAAUGUGUUGAUCCAUGUCCAGGAACAUGUGGACAAAAUGCAAAAUGUAGAGUUAAUAACCAUAGUCCUGUUUGUUAUUGUGAAAGUGGUUACACAGGAGAUCCUUUCUCAAGAUGUUAUCAACAACCACCCCCUGUCAUUCCACCACAACAAGAUAUCUAUCGAGAUCCAUGCAAUCCUUCUCCUUGUGGUCCUUUGUCUCAAUGCCGUGAUAUAAAUGGAUCACCAUCCUGUUCAUGCUUACCUUCAUAUAUGGGAUCCCCUCCAAACUGUAGACCUGAAUGCUCCAUCAAUUCAGAAUGUCCAAGUAAUAAAGCUUGCAUAAACGAGAAAUGUCGCGAUCCCUGUCCAGGCUCUUGUGGAAUAAAUGCUCAAUGCAAUGUGAUAAAUCAUACUCCAGUUUGUACAUGUUCUGAAUAUGACACUGGCGAUCCGUUUACAAAUUGUUACCCAAAACCUCCACCACCAAAAGAACCUGUUUUUGAUGAUCCAUGUAAUCCAUCUCCUUGUGGAGCAAAUGCAAAUUGUCUUGAUGGAACUUGUACGUGUCUACCAGAAUAUCAAGGAGAUCCCUAUAGUGGCUGUCGUCCCGAAUGUGUUCUUAAUAAUGAAUGUAGUCGUGAUAAAGCCUGUAUAAAACGAAAAUGCAUAGAUCCAUGUCCUGGCACUUGUGGACAAAAUGCAAUAUGUGAUGUUAUGAACCAUAUUCCAAUAUGUUCAUGUCCACAAGGAAUGACAGGAAAUGCAUUUACUCAAUGUUCUCCUUAUCAAUUACCUGUCGAGAGAAACCCUUGUCAACCAUCUCCAUGUGGUCCAAACUCUCAAUGUCGAGAAAUUAAUGGACAAGGUGUUUGUUCAUGUGUCCCUGGAUACAAAGGUUCUCCUCCUUCAUGCAGGCCUGAAUGUGUUACGAAUAGUGACUGUCCUCAAAAUGAAGCAUGCAGUAAUCAAAAAUGUCGAGAUCCAUGUCCUGGAACAUGUGGAAUUAAUGCCAAAUGUCAAGUCAGAAAUCAUAAUCCCAUAUGUAGUUGCCCUCCAAGAUAUUCAGGCGAUCCAUUUGUGAGAUGUCAAAUUGAGGUUAUUCAACAAACUCCACCCUCCGAUCCAUGUCAACCAUCUCCAUGUGGCCCCAAUUCCUUGUGUAGAGCUGUUGGAGAUCAAGCCUCUUGCAGUUGCCUUCCUGAAAUGAUUGGAAGUCCACCUCAAUGCAAACCUGAAUGCAUUAGUAAUUCUGAAUGCUCUAGUCAUUUGGCAUGUAUAAAUCAAAAGUGCAAAGAUCCAUGUCCAAAUACUUGUGGAUUAAAUGCUGAAUGUAGAGUAGUUAGUCAUACUGCUAUGUGUUAUUGUUUGGUUGGAUAUUCCGGUGAUCCCUUUAAUGGAUGUCAAGAAAUUCGACAAGAUUAUCCAGUUGAAGUUUCUACUCCUUGUUCACCCAAUCCAUGUGGAGCAAACGCUCAAUGUCGAGAACAGAAUGGAAUAGGAGCUUGUUCAUGUCUCCCUCAAUACAUUGGAAAUCCAUAUGAUGGCUGUCGACCUGAAUGCGUCUUGAAUUCUGAUUGUUCUUCUCAUCUCGCUUGUAUGAACAACAAGUGUAGAGAUCCUUGUCCCGGCAUAUGUGCUCAAAAUGCUGUAUGUCAAGUUGUGAAUCAUCUACCGUCUUGUACUUGUAUUUCUGGAUAUGUUGGUGAUCCAUUCAGACAAUGUACUUUCAAACAAAACGAACCGAUUUUACCAACAUAUGUCAACCCAUGUCAACCUUCACCUUGUGGUCCCAACUCCCAAUGUAAUGAAGUUAACAACCAAGCUGUUUGUAAAUGUCUUCCAAAUUACGUUGGAAGCCCUCCCGGUUGUCGACCCGAAUGCGUUGUCAGUUCCGAGUGUUUCCAUAACAAGGCAUGUUCCAAUCAUAAAUGCGUUGAUCCAUGUCCAGGAACAUGUGGGCAAAAUGCAAAAUGUAAAGUUAAUAACCAUAGUCCUGUUUGUUAUUGUGAAAAUGGUUACACAGGAGAU
Molecule: messenger RNA, 32210 nt
Organism: Clunio marinus
Lineage: Eukaryota; Metazoa; Arthropoda; Insecta; Diptera; Chironomidae
Source: the annotation of a GenBank genome assembly